Messenger RNA from Rangifer tarandus platyrhynchus (Svalbard reindeer), 1662 nucleotides. The record is from the annotation of a GenBank genome assembly. NCBI's taxonomy places the organism in Eukaryota, Metazoa, Chordata, Mammalia, Artiodactyla, Cervidae.
AUGGAGAGGCUGUUGCUGCUGCUGCUGCUGCCCCUGCUGUGGGCGGGGCCCCUGCAGAAGGAGUCACUAUACCAGCUGCAAGUGCAGGGGUCGGUGACGGUGCAGGAGGGUCUGUGCGUCUCCGUGCCCUGUAACAUCUCCUACCCCCGGCUUGACUCGACCGACUCCACACGUGUUUACGGGGCAUGGUUCCGGAAAGAGGAUAGACUCCAAGAGGACAUUCUUAUGGCCACAGACAGCUCAACCCGGGGUGGAAAGAAGAAGAAAAAUAGCCCAUUCCACCUCCUCGGGGACCCCAGGGCCAACAACUGCUCCCUGGGCAUUGCAGAUGCCCGCAAGGGGGACAGUGGAAACUAUUAUUUUCAGCUGGGAGGAGAAGCUGCAGAACACAGUUACAAGAAUAACCAGCUCACUGUGAAUGUGGUCGCGCUAACAUGGACUCCCGAUGUCCACAUCAAGGAGCCCCUGGAGUCCGGCUCCAGCAGCCACCUCAAGUGCUCCCUGCCUGAGACCUGUGCCUGGGCCACGCCCCCCACCAUCUCCUGGACCGGGGCUGCCCUCAGACCCCCGGGACUGGACUCCAAGGAGGCCUAUAACUCCCCGGAGAUCCUGCUCACCCCCCGCCCGCAGGAUCACGGCACGAGCCUCACCUGUCGGGUGACCUUCCGCAGGGCUUCUGUGAGCGCAGAGAGGACUGUCACGCUCAACGUGUCCUAUCCCCCCCAGAAGCUGACCAUCAGCGUCUCCGGAGGAAUUGGCACAGAGCUGGAACACCUGGGGAACGGCUCAUCUCUUCCUGUUCUGGAGGGAGACUCUCUGCGCCUGGUCUGUGACACCGACAGCAACCCCCCGGCCUCACUGAGCUGGUCCCGGGGGAGCCGGACCCUGAGCCCCUCACAUCCUUCUAGCCCUGGGGUCCUGUACCUGCGCAGAGUGGAGUCGGGCCACGACGGCGAGCUCACCUGCCGAGCUCAGCACCCUCAGGGCUCCUUGUGGGUCUCCCUGCAUCUCUCUGUGCAGACCCGCCCGCAGCUGCUGGGCCCCUCCUGCUCCCAGGAGGACGAGGGUCUGCGCUGCAGCUGCUCCUCCCGAGCUUGGCCGGCCCCCUCCCUGCGCUGGCGGCUCGGGGAGGGGCUGCUGGCGGGGGAGCUCAGCAACGCCUCCUUCGAGGUCAGCUCCAGCUCCGCCGGGCCCUGGGCCAACAGUUCCCUGAGCCUCCGCGAGGGGCUCAGCUCCAGCCUCAGCCUCAGCUGCGAGGCCCUGAACGUCCACGGGGCCCGGAGCGGGUCUGUCGUGUUGCUGCCAGGGAAGCCCAGGAUUGGAGGAGAAUUUGUUCUGGGGGCCAUCGGGGGAGCUGGUGCCGCUGGCCUGUUCAGUCUCUGUUCCUGCCUCAUCUUCUUCACACUGAAGACCUGCAGGAAGGCAGCCCGUGAGAAGGAUGAAGCCGGCACACUGGGCCCCACCUCCCAGGGUUACCAGGAUGAGUGUCCUCCAGGCAGCCCCCUGGCCUACCCGACCCCAGCGGCGGCCGCCCCCCUUUCAGGGGAGGAACAGGAGCUUCAUUACACCUCCCUCAGUUUCCUCGAGCUGAGACCCUGGGAACCUCGGGACCAGGCCGCCACCAGCACCACUGAAUAUGCAGAGAUCAAGAUCCUUAAAUGA